AUGUGGCUUAGCAAGUGCUCGGUCAUUUUCGGGUUAUUUGGUUCUCUGCACUCGGACAGAAAGAUACACCCCGGUUUUGACCAGUCUAGCUGGAAACAGCAGAUUACUGCCAGCACAGACCUGCAAUCUGCCAUGACAGACCCGCAGUUAGUCACCCAGAACGGGGGCCCCAACCAUGACGCUGAUAUGGAGAGUAAGACCAACCUUAUAGUCAACUACCUCCCACAAACCAUGACACAAGAGGAGAUCCGAUCGCUCUUCUCAAGUAUCGGGGAGGUUGAAAGUUGUAAACUUAUCAGAGAUAAAACAACGGGUCAGAGCUUAGGUUAUGGGUUUGUUAACUACAAACUGCAAGAUGAUGCAGACAGAGCAAUCGCACAGCUAAAUGGUCUACGAUUACAGAACAAAACCAUAAAGGUUUCCCUCGCACGGCCUAGCAGUGAAAGCAUAAAGGGGGCAAACUUGUACAUAUCUGGGCUGUCCAAAACUAUGACUCAGUUGGAUUUGGAAACUAUGUUUUCACCCGCUGGCAAUAUAAUAACUUCAAGAAUCCUAUGCGAUCCAACAACAGGGCUAUCUAAAGGCGUAGGAUUCAUAAGGUUUGACCAACGGUAUGAAGCAGAAAAAGCCAUAAAUACCCUUAACGGUACAAUACCAGAGGGAUCAACAGAACCAAUCACAGUAAAGUUUGCCAAUCAACCCAGUAACAGUAAAAAUGUUUUACCCGUUACUAUGGCAUCAUAUCUCUCGCCAGCCCGACAAAGAGGAUUCUUAGGUCCAAUACAUCAUGCAUCGACUGGAAGGUUCAGGUUUUCCCCCCUAGACGCAGGUCUGGUCCCCAACCCCCUGAUCUCUGCCACCAGUCCCACCAUCUCUGCUGCCGGCCCCGGCCCAGGAUGGUGUAUAUUUGUAUACAACCUUGCCCCAGAGACUGAAGAAAAUGUAUUGUGGCAAUUAUUUGGCCCAUUUGGAGCAGUCCAAAGCGUUAAAGUCAUCAGAGACUUUCAAACACAGAAGUGCAAGGGAUUUGGAUUCAUUACAAUGUCCAAUUAUGAGGAGAGCUUGAUGGCGAUUCAGAGCCUCAAUGGCUAUACUCUAGGCAAUCGCGUCUUACAAGUAUCAUUCAAAACCAGUAAUCGCAAGUCUCCGUAAAGCGCAAGAAUACCCCACCUGCGUGGACAGGACGUUGCUAGUCAAGAGCACACAGCUGCCAACAGGAAAAUAUUAUACCAAAACAAAACCAAAUGUCUACGCGCCACAACUAUGUCUGUGUUCG
Molecule: messenger RNA, 1276 nt
Organism: Owenia fusiformis
Lineage: Eukaryota; Metazoa; Annelida; Polychaeta; Sabellida; Oweniidae
Source: the annotation of a GenBank genome assembly